Bactrocera tryoni is the source of this 669-nucleotide messenger RNA. Its product is annotated as tigger transposable element-derived protein 6-like. Gene Ontology annotation, molecular function: nucleic acid binding. The record is from RefSeq and is a predicted model, not a curated record. The transcript is spliced from 2 exons. NCBI's taxonomy places the organism in Eukaryota, Metazoa, Arthropoda, Insecta, Diptera, Tephritidae. Bases 1 to 669 code for a protein of 222 amino acids.
AUGACUUCGUUACUGCAACCAAUGGACCAAGGCAUUAUCUACAACAUGAAACAACAUUACAGGAAACGUAUUUUAACUAAUAUAUUGGCUCAACUGGAUGGGGGAACUUCUGUUUUUACCAUAGACUUACUCCACGCUAUUCGAAAUUUAAGCUCUGUAUGGGAUGUCUAUGUUAAACCAGAAACAAUUCCCAACUGUUUUAGAAAGGCAGGAUUUUCAAAAGAUGCCAUGCAGAAUCCAUCUGAGCAGUGGGAUGAAGAAGACCUUUCAAUAGCGGAUUUGGCUGCUUUGCAGUCAUCAUUUAAAAAAGUAACAAAUAUCGAGUCAUCAUUUGAGGACUAUGUCAAUGUUGAUAUUGAUGUGCCGAUCUCGGAAAACCCGUCCGAGGAAGAUAUCCUUAGCAGCGUUCUAGAAAGUCGCGGAGUUCCAGCUGUACCUGAUAUCGAUGAAGUCGAUUUGGACACUGAAGAAGAAAUGGCAGAUACUGAUGAGGCAUUACCUACAUUAGGACAAGUUUCUUCUUCCAUUAACUGUAUUAGAACCUUUGUGGAGAUGAAAAGUGACGUACCGAUUAAUGUUUUUAACUGUCUAAAUGAUUUGGAAGCUUUUGUUGAAAAUGAAAAAUGGAAGAAUGUAAUUCAAACCAAACUUACUGAUUAUUUUAAAUAA